Molecule: messenger RNA, 4876 nt
Organism: Priapulus caudatus
Lineage: Eukaryota; Metazoa; Priapulida; Priapulimorpha; Priapulimorphida; Priapulidae
Product: chromodomain-helicase-DNA-binding protein 5-like
Biological process (GO): chromatin remodeling; negative regulation of transcription by RNA polymerase II
Cellular component (GO): nucleus; chromatin
Molecular function (GO): ATP-dependent chromatin remodeler activity; DNA binding; ATP hydrolysis activity
Source: RefSeq, a predicted model, not a curated record
GAAGAAGCGUGACAGGGUCGAGUACCUGGUGAAGUGGCGCGACCUUCCGUACGAGCAGGUGACGUGGGAGACGCUGGACGACAGCUGUGUGCACAACUUCCAACGCUACGUCGAUCGCUUCAAGCAGCACAAAGAACAUAUCCAUGCUAUGGAAGAAGAAUUGGCGGAGCCAAAGAAGAGCAAGAAGAGAGACAAGAAGAAGAAGAAGCAGGAAGGACCGCUGCUGAGCAACCUGAAGAAGAAGGCGGAGGUGCAGCCGGAGUACAUCACGGACACUGGCGGGAAGCUGCACCCCUACCAGCUGGAGGGUUUGAACUGGCUUCGUUUCUCGUGGGCGCAAGGAACCAACACCAUUCUCGCAGAUGAGAUGGGUCUCGGUAAGACCAUCCAGACGAUCUCCUUCCUCUACUCGCUGUACAAGGAGGGCUUCUCCAAUGGGCCGUUCCUCGUCAGCGCGCCCCUGACGACCAUCAUCAACUGGGAGCGAGAGUUUGAGUUCUGGGCGCCAGACAUGUACGUCGUGACCUACACUGGGGUCAAGGACAGCCGGCAGGUCAUCAGGGAUUGGGAGAUGUCGUUCAGUGAGAAUGCACUGCGGAGGAACAGCCGAGGCCCCGGCAGCCUCAAGAAGGGCAUGCAGGUGAAGUUCCACGUGCUGCUGACGUCGUACGAGCUGAUCUCCGUCGACCAGGUAAUGCUCAGCUCCAUCGACUGGAAGGUCCUGGUCGUCGACGAAGCCCACCGCCUCAAGAACAACCAGUCGCUGUUCUUCCGCGUGCUGAGCCAGUAUCAUAUCGACUACAAGCUGCUGCUGACGGGAACACCGCUACAGAACAACUUGGAGGAACUCUUCCACCUGCUGAACUUCCUCAGCCCCGAGGAGUUCACGCACCUCGAUGAGUUUCAGAACGAGUUUAGCGACCUCGCGAAGGAGGACCAGGUGAAGAAGCUGCACGACCUGCUCGCGCCCCACCUUCUGCGUCGCCUCAAGUCAGACGUGCUCAAGGACAUACCGGCGAAGAGCGAGAUGAUCGUGCGCGUCGACCUCAGCCCGCUGCAGAAAAAACUGUACAAGUACAUAUUGACGCGGAACUUUGAGGGCCUCAACGCGAAGGGAAGCGGCAGCAACACGUCGCUGCUCAACAUCAUGAUGGACCUGAAGAAGUGCAGCAACCAUCCGUACCUCUUCGCUUCCGCCGCCAGCGAGGCACCGCACAUGUCUAACGGCGCCUACGAGACGACGGCGCUCAUCAAGGCGUCCGGCAAGCUGACGCUGCUCUGGAAGAUGCUGAGGAAGCUGAAGGAGAAGGGUCACCGCGUGCUCAUCUUCUCGCAGAUGACGCGCAUGCUCGACAUCCUCGAGGACUUCCUCGACGGAUGCUCGUACAGUUACGAGCGGCUAGAUGGCAGCACUGCGGGACAGGCGCGUCAGGAGGCGAUCGACAGGUUCAACGGCGUCAACGCCAACCAGUUUGUCUUUCUGCUGUCGACCAAGUCUGGAGGCCUCGGCAUCAACCUGGCGUCUGCCGACACGGUUGUGAUCUAUGACUCGGACUGGAACCCCCACAACGACAUCCAGGCGUUCAGCAGAGCCCAUCGUAUCGGCCAGUCGAAGAAAGUCAUGAUAUAUCGGUUCGUCACGCGAGGAUCGGUCGAGGAGCGCAUAACGGAGGUCGCCAAGAGGAAGAUGAUGCUGACGCAUCUCAUCGUGCGUCCGGGGCUCGGCGGCGGCGGAGGCCAGGGCAAGGACGCGCGUCUCAGCAAGAAGGAGCUGGACGACAUCCUCAAGUUUGGCACGCAGGAGCUGUUUAAGGAUGACGAGUGUAAGGAAGAUGAGGGAUCGAUCGUCUACGACGACAAGAUCAUCGAGGAACUGCUGGAUCGCACCAAGACGGAGGUCGUCGAAGAAACCGACAAGGACCUGCUCGCUAACGAGUACCUCAGCUCGUUUAAGGUUGCCACUUACGUGAUGAAGGGAGCCGGUGAGGAGGUGACGGAGGAGGAAGUUGAGAAGGAGGUGCUGAAGCAGGAGUCGGAGUCGGCCGAUCCGCAGUACUGGGAGAAGCUGCUGAGGCACCACUACGAGCAGGCGCAGGAGGAGGAGGGAAAGAAGCUGGGCAAGGGCAAGCGCGAGCGCAAGAAGGUCAACUACUACCAGACGAACGAGUACGGUCACAUCGGCCGUGAUGACCCGGACUGGCAGGAGGAGCUUUCCGAGCUCUCCGCGGGCUCGGACGACGAAGAGGAUGACCCGGACUCCGUCGAGGGUCGCUCUCGCAAGCGCAUGCUCGACGGCAAGGACCGGCCGAUGCCGCCGCUUCUCGCGCUCGUCGGCGGCCAGGUGGAGGUGCUCGGCUUCAACGCGCGCCAGCGCAAGGCGUUCCUCAACGCGGUGAUGCGCUACGGCAUGCCGCCGGCCGACACGUUCAACUCGCAGUGGCUCGUGCGCGACCUGAAGGGCAAGCCGGAGAAGUUCUUCCGCGCGUACGUGUCGCUGUUCAUGCGGCACCUGUGCGAGCCGGGCGCGGAGAACGCGGAGACGUUCGCGGACGGCGUGCCGCGCGAGGGACUCUCACGGCAGCACGUGCUGACGCGCAUCGGCAUCAUGUCGCUCAUACGCAAGAAGGUCGCCGAGUUCGAGGCGAUCAACGGCGCGGCGAGCAUGCCCCCGCGCGAAGGAGACGUCGCUGCCGUAGCCGCCGCCGCCCUCGAGACGACGAAGGCGGCGGCGCUGCGCCGCGAGCUGCGCGACGACCUCAAGAUCGCCUCGGCAUCUGCCGCCGUGGACGAGGAGGGCGGCGCGGGGAAGAAGGCCGGGGAGGAGGGAGGAGGGGAGGCGAAGAAGGAGACGGCAGAGGGAGAGAAGGGCGCUGAUGAGCAGAAGGUUGAGGUAGAGGGUAAGGUCAAAGAGGGGGAGGCAGCGGAGGUGGGCAAAGCGGAGGAGGUUGCCGACAAGAAAGACGGCGGAGAGGAUGCCGGGAAAGAGAAGCCCGAGAAGGAGGAGGCGGGGAAAAGCUCGGAGGAGGAGAAAGGCGUGCAGGAGCAGGAGGGUUCUGAGAAAAGCGCAGAGAAGGAGAGCAGCAUAGCAGAGAAAGACGAUAAGAUGGAGGUGGAAGAGACAAAAAUUCCAGAUGAGACUGAGAAGGAAUCGAAAGCUGAUGAGAAAGACGAGCGCGGAGAAGCGCCCACAGAAGGAGAUGUGCCUCCUAAAGAGAAAGACGAAGCAGAGAAGAAGGACGAGAAAGAGGUGGAGAAGAAGGAAGAAGGAAUAGAAACUGCAGAAACGAAAGACGAGGUCGUAGUGGAGAAGAGCGAGGAAGUUGCCGAGAAAAACGAGGAAACGAAGGACGACGAAACCUCAGAGAAGAAGGAAGAAGAAACUGUACAAAAGGAGGAGGAAGGAGCACAAGAGAAGGACGAGAAAACGCCGGAAAAGGAUGAAGAAAUCGCACAAAAAAAGGACGAGAAAACACCGGAAAAGGAUGAAGAAACCGCACAAAAAAAGGACGAGAAAACACCGGAAAAGGAUGAAGAAACCGCACAAAAGAAGGAUGAGAAAACACAGGAAAAGGAUGAAGAAACCGCACAAAAGGAGGAAGAGAAAGAUGUGGGCAAGAAGGAUGAGCAAACCGCACAAAAGAAAGAAGAUGAAGCGGUGGAGACGAAGGAUGAAGAAUCGGCACAAAAGGACGGAGCCAACGAACCGGCGGACGCCGACAAAGAGGACAAACCCAAAGACUCUGAGAAGAAACCGGAAGAAGCGAUCAUCAAAACAGAAGGCAAACCCGCCGAGGGAGAGGCAAAGAAGUCCGACGAGACCACCAACGAAGCGAAGGAGGAGAAAGCCGAGGGCAGCGCGGCGGCGGCGGCGGCGGCGACGACGAAGGAAGCCGGGAAGGCAGAGGAGAAGGCGUCGACGACGAAGAGCGAGAUGAAGGAGCCGGAGGCGCCGGCCGCGAAGAAGGAGUCUAAGAAGGGCGCUCGCUUUGCGUUCAACAUCGCCGACGGCGGCUUCACGGAGCUGCACACGCUGUGGCAGAACGAGGAGAAGGCGGCGGUGCCGGGCCAUGAGUACGAGAUCUGGCACCGCCGGCACGAUUACUGGCUGCUCGGCGGCAUCGUCACGCACGGCUACGCGCGCUGGGCCGACAUCUGCACCGACCACCGCCUCGUCAUCAUCAACGAGCCGUUCAAGUCACGCUUCGGCGGCGCCAGCAACAUGCUCGACAUCAAGAACAAGUUCCUCGCGAGGCGAUUCAAGCUGCUGGAGCAGGCGUUAGUCAUAGAGGAGCAGCUGCGUAGAGCCGCCUAUCUCAACAUCUCUCAGGAUCCCAACCAUCCGGCCAUGGCGCUGAGCGCCCGGUUCGCGGAGAUGCAGUCGCUGGCGGAGUCGCACCAGCAUCUGUCGAAGGAGUCGCUUGGCGGGAACAAACCGGCUAACGCCGUCCUGCAGAAAGUGCUCAACCAGCUCGAGGACCUGUUGAGCGACAUCAAGAACGACGCGCAGAAGCUGCCGGCGACUCUCGCCAAGGUGCAGCCUGUCACGCAGCGGCUGCACAUGUCCGAGCGAAACAUACUCUCCAAGCUGGCCACGCAGUCGCCGCCGCCGCCCGCGACAACGACGACGACGUCCGCCGCCGCCACCACCACCACUGGCGCCACUGCUGCCACGUCGUCAGAGAGCUCCAGCUCGCCCACGGCAGGGCCGUUCCUGCAGGGCACCGCGAAACCCGUGCAAACCACGAGAACACAUUCCCCGGAGACUUCCGGAAGUGCGGCCGGUAGGUGUCGCAACGCGAUGCAGCGUCCGUCUGUUUUCGUAGUAACCGGGUGACAGCGGAGCCGCCGGCACAAGGAGUCUGACGUCUGUAGGAAC